GGAAUCAUUUAUCUAGGAAUGAAAUCUUCAGUUUUACAAUAUAAUAACUGAUGGUAGGGUUUCACCAUUAGAAGUAGGUAGCAUAGUGUAACAGAAAGUAUGGGAUUUUGGAAUCAGAAGACUUGAGUUGAAAUACUGACUGACCCUAAUAAACUGUAUGACUCAGACAGGGCUCACACAAAUGCAUUGACUGCUUUGGGUUAGGUACAUUAUAUAUAGUAUCUUAUUGAGUAAACCUCACAACUAUUCUGUGAAGUUAUUAUAAUUAUUACCCCCCCCUUUGUAGAGGAAGAAAUCAGAAGUUCGGAUUUCUGGACCACCCCUCUGUACUCUGGCUCAGAAUCCUUGCAUCGGGGUUUCAGAUUCUACAUGGAAUUUUGAUUCACAGUCAGGUUUGGGAACCAUUAACCCCAAAGCAAGUCAUUUAACCCCCUCAGCCUCAGUUUUUGCAGCCAUAAAAUGAAAUGUACCCCCUUGUCACAUUGUUAUUUGUAAAAUGGGGCUCCCCACUGGGGCGCCUGGCUGGCUCAGUUGGUUGAGCAUCCAACUCUUGAUCUCAGCUCAGGUCUUGAUCUCAGGGUUGUGAGUUCAAGCCCCAUGUUGGGCUCCACACUGGGUGCAGAGCCUACUUAAAAUGGGGCUUCCUACCUCACAGGGACUUUGGAAAGAUCAAAUUUGAUAAUCUGUUUUAAAGUUCUUUGUCAACUAUAAAUGUCUGGAUAAGUUUUUUCUUUUAACCAUAAAAAGCUACAUAGUACUUAGAACAUAAUUGGCAUUCAAUGAUUGUUGAAUAAAUAAAGUUUAGCUAUAGAACCAACUAGACCUUCUCUGAAUUUAAAUAAAUUAUAAAAUGGGUGACAAGAGAUCUGAAAGCCCCCCAUUCUCUUUCCUUAUCAUUCCUCACUCAUCUAUUCUAGACCACACCCAAUGAGAGAGUGAGAGAAGGAACCUGGCCUUUCAAGGUCCCUUUGGCUGUCUCCUUGAUGAACCACAGGAACAUUAUCUCAUUUGAUCCCCAGAUUCCUGUGAGAAAAGGUAUAUGGAAGGAGCAUUUCUCUUUGCUGUUCUUCUACACUUCAAGCACAUCUACCUCUACGUAGCACCAGCUUAUGGUAUAUACCUGCUACGAUCUUACUGUUUCACUGCAAAUAAACCAGAUGGGUCCAUCCGAUGGAACAGUUUCAGCUUUGUCCGUCUUAUUUCCCUGGGACUGAUUGUUUUCCUAGUUUCCGCUCUUUCAUUGGGUCCUUUCCUAGCCUUGAACCAGCUGCCUCAAGUCUUGUCCCGACUCUUCCCUUUCAAGAGGGGCCUCUGCCAUGCAUAUUGGGCUCCAAACUUCUGGGCUUUGUACAAUGCUUUGGACAAAGUGCUCUCCGUCAUUGGUUUAGAAUUGAAACUUCUUGAUCCCAACAAAAUUCCCAAGGCCUCAAUGACAAGUGGUUUGGUUCAGCAGUUCCAACACACAGUCCUUCCUUCAGUGACUCCCAUGGCCACCCUCAUCUGCACUCUGAUGGCCAUAUUGCCCUCUGUUUUCUGUCUUUGGUUUAAACCUCAAGGGCCUAGAGGCUUUCUCCGAUGUCUAAUUCUGUGUGCCUUGAGCUCCUUCCUGUUUGGGUGGCACGUCCAUGAAAAAGCCAUACUCCUCGCAGUUCUCCCAAUGAGCCUUCUGUCUGUGGGAAAAGCAGGAGAUGCUUCAAUUUUUCUGAUUCUGACCACAACAGGACAUUAUUCCCUCUUCCCUCUGCUCUUCACUGCACCAGAACUUCCCAUUAAAAUCUUACUCAUGUUACUAUUUACCAUCUAUAGUAUUUCCUCACUGAAGACUCUCUUCAGAAAAGAAAAGCCUCUUUUUAAUUGGAUGGAAACUUUCUACCUCCUUGGCCUGGGGCCUCUGGAAGUCUUCUGUGAGUUUGUAUUCCCUUUCACCUCCUGGAAGCUGAAGUACCCCUUUAUCCCUUUGUUACUGACCUCAGUGUAUUGUGCAGUGGGCAUCACAUAUGCUUGGUUCAGACUGUAUGUUUCAGUAUUAACUGACCCUCCUAUCCGCAAGACAAAGAAACAAUGAAUAAAGGAACUGCUUGGAUGUAUUCCAAACAAUUAUUUCAUGGGAAAUUAAUCAGAACUUGAAGAAAGUUGCUGGUGGCAUGAACCAU
This is a messenger RNA of Mirounga angustirostris (Northern elephant seal), 2153 nucleotides long. RefSeq names its product ALG8 alpha-1,3-glucosyltransferase (gene ALG8). Gene Ontology annotation, biological process: protein N-linked glycosylation. The transcript has 9 exons. The record is from RefSeq and is a predicted model, not a curated record. NCBI's taxonomy places the organism in Eukaryota, Metazoa, Chordata, Mammalia, Carnivora, Phocidae. Gene Ontology annotation, molecular function: dolichyl pyrophosphate Glc1Man9GlcNAc2 alpha-1,3-glucosyltransferase activity. Bases 1040 to 2065 code for a protein of 341 amino acids. Gene Ontology annotation, cellular component: endoplasmic reticulum membrane.